UGCCCAUGUAUAGCAUUACAUUCUUUAUAUAGGCAAUGAGUCUAUAAAGUAACAAGACAGAUAUCAGAGCUAUAAUUAUACUGAUAUAGAUGUCCAUUAAGAGCUUCAGCCAAUUACAGUACUAGUGAUCCAUGCAGGCAGGCUACAAGAUGACAGCUCUUAUUGCAGUUCUAUAUGCUCUAGCUCUAAGCCACCUACUGACUGUAUCAAAAGCACAAGAUGGCAGUCCACUGGUCCCAGUCUCCCCGUCCUACACAGCCUACAAGAGCUCCCUCCUGGAGAACACAGUCACAGACAGCUGUACCCCAUACCCCAGUGACACUCCAGUGCCUCAGGGCGUGACUCCAACUGAGUUUGUCCAGUGCAGUCAACCAACGACCAUCACAGACAAUAAUGUCGGACCUCCAUUCUACGUUGUUGCCGAGAGCCCGGGGCAAAUACUGUUUGUGUUUCCAAGAGCUGUUAAUUUAUCGAGUAUCACAAUCUCCUACCAAUUCAAUACUACAUACGCACUAGCUAAGCUGAGGCUGUAUGCAGUGCCAGAUGAUUUUGAUGCCUGGGAUUCAAUCGACUCUUUCUCCGGGCAAUCAGAACCAAUCGAUAAGAUCACUUUUACUACCGGACAAGAGGAGGGACUAAGAGAUGUGUCCAUUACUGAUUUACAGUGGGUUACCUCGAGAGUGUUGUUAAGAAAGCUUGAAGACACAAAAGACUAUCUGUUUGCUAUGAGUGAAGUGAGGUUUCAAGAAUUCAUCCCAUCAGAGACUGUAACUACAGCAACAACAGUCGGCACACCAACAGUUGCUAUGACUACCUUGACAUCGACCAAUGGUACGGCUCCAAGUAACGCUACCGAUGCUAACACAGAUCCAAGUCCCGACACACCAGACACAACCACCAUCCCUGGUGGCUCAGGACAGCUGGCUACUACCGGGAGUCUCUUACUCACCAUUCUAAUGGGCCUCAUCACAUUACACGGACUACUACGAUAACUAGUGUUCAAGCUGGCGCUGUGCUAAUGCCUCUCGCCAUGUUUUUGCUUUCGCUUAAAAGUAUUAGAGUGUUAUAAUAAUUAUUAGUUUCUAUAAUGAAUUUUAUAUUAAAGUUA
Molecule: messenger RNA, 1108 nt
Organism: Halichondria panicea
Lineage: Eukaryota; Metazoa; Porifera; Demospongiae; Suberitida; Halichondriidae
Exons: 4
Coding region: 132-992 (286 amino acids)
Source: RefSeq, a predicted model, not a curated record